Molecule: messenger RNA, 756 nt
Organism: Diversispora eburnea
Lineage: Eukaryota; Fungi; Glomeromycota; Glomeromycetes; Diversisporales; Diversisporaceae
Source: the annotation of a GenBank genome assembly
AUGUCACCGUCACUUUUUCCACUUCAAAUUCAAACCGAAAUAAUUGCUACAAACACACUUACGAUCACCAAUCUAGAUCGUGAUACCUUUUUGUUCGAAAAUCUUGUUAGCUUGCGAAGUCGUUUAGAACGAUACGGUGCAAUUCAUAAAUUUAUUCCAAUUAAGUCUUUCAAUCGCAUUCUCGCUAUUUUCUUUCAAACUCGUGAGGCUCAAGUUGCAAAAUCUCACGUUGAUAGAACGCUCUUUCUUGGCAAUAUCAUACGAGUAUAUUUUGGUUCACAUACUCCAGUAUAUGAUGGGUUCGACAGUUCACGACAUCUAAAUGUUCCAGAAUUAGAAAAAAAUUGGCUUUCUUCUCCACCAGGAUCUCCACCGGUUGGUUGGAAUCCAACACGAGAAAACGCACCAAAUUCAGUUACAUUUGCGCAUGAUAUAAUUCACUCACUUUCUCAUGUUGAUACUAUUCUUAAAGGAAACAAUGAUCUUGAAGAAUUCUCUUUAGAUGAUAAACCCGAAAAAGAAGUCAAUUAUAAUUUUGAAGUUUCUAAUACGCAAAAAAUACCUGUUUUAACUGUUCUAUCAAGUGAUACUAAAAUAGAUCACAAUAAAAAAAGCGAAUGUAAUGUCCCACUCAUUCUUAUUCAAGAUUGGGAUGAGAUUCCACCAAACAAAAAGUCAAACAAUUUAAUAAGGAACUUUAAUUUUCAAAAUACUAAAAUUCCUCCAACCCCAACAUCCAGACCUCCAUUUUCAUAG